Messenger RNA from Vigna radiata var. radiata (mung bean), 2280 nucleotides. Its product is annotated as cellulose synthase-like protein H1. Gene Ontology annotation, biological process: plant-type primary cell wall biogenesis; cellulose biosynthetic process. The record is from RefSeq and is a predicted model, not a curated record. The coding region runs from base 25 to 2265 and encodes 746 amino acids. Gene Ontology annotation, molecular function: mannan synthase activity; cellulose synthase (UDP-forming) activity. Gene Ontology annotation, cellular component: plasma membrane; trans-Golgi network. The transcript has 9 exons. Lineage: Eukaryota; Viridiplantae; Streptophyta; Magnoliopsida; Fabales; Fabaceae.
CUCUUAACACCUUGGCUCAUUUCAAUGGCCAACCAGAACUCCUUCCCCCUCUGUGAGAAACACAGGUACAACCACACUUAUAAAAGGGUAACGGAUAGCUUGCUCUUAGUCCUUCUCUUGUUGCAGCUUGGUUACCGCGCUAUCUCUAUCAGCAACUACUCAUUCCCUUCGUUUCUUGCUUUUGUCUGCGAAUCAUGGUUCACCAUCUCUUGGUUUUUUACUCUCUCCACUCAGUGGAGUCCAGCAGUAAUCAAAACCUACCCAGAACGUCUCUUUCAAAGUGUGCAGGAGGUUCCAGCAGUGGAUAUGUUUGUGACAACAGCAGACCCUGUGCUUGAACCACCUAUUAUCACAGUGAACACUGUAUUGUCUCUGUUAGCACUUGAUUAUCCACCUCACAAGCUUGCUUGUUAUGUCUCUGACGAUGGUUGUUCACCCCUAACCUUCUACGCUCUUCAAGAAGCCUCCAAAUUUGCAAAGUUUUGGGUACCAUUCUGUAAGAAGUAUGAUGUGCAAGUUAGAGCUCCCUUCAGAUACUUUUCUGCCAAACCACAAGUCUCAACACCCACCAACACAACAGAAUUCAAACAAGAAUGGUUACAGAUGAAAAAUAUGUAUGAUGAUCUUAGCCAAAAAAUAGAAUUGGAAGCAUCCCAAAAAUCAAAUCCAAGUCAUGGAGACUUUUCUGUUUUCUCAAACACUGAGAGCACAAAUCAUCCAUCCAUAAUCAAGGUUAUAUGGGAGAACAAAGAAGACCUUGAAGAUGGGUUACCUCAUUUGAUCUAUAUAUCUAGAGAGAAGAGGCCAAAACAUUCUCAUCAUUUCAAAGCUGGUGCCAUGAAUGUAUUGACAAGAGUCUCUGGGUUGAUAACCAAUGCUCCCUUUAUGCUGAACGUGGACUGUGACAUGAUCGUAAAUAAUCCAAAGAUUGUUCAUCAUGCAUUGUGCAUUUUACUCGAUCCCAAAGGACAAAAAGAAGUUGCAUUUGCUCAAUGUCCCCAACAAUUCUACGCUACACUGAAGGACGAUCCUUUUGGAAACCAGAUGGCAAUUUUGAUGAAGUACAUGGCAGCAGGAUUAGCUGGGCUGCAAGGGCCUUUCUACUUGGGAACAAACUGCUUCCAUAGAAGGAAAGUUAUUUAUGGUCUUUCUCCAGAUUACGUUGACAAGGGAAACAGCAUAUCAGAGAAGGAAUUGAAACAAAAGUUUGGAGCUUCAAAAGAGCUUAUGAAGUCAGCUGCUUGUGCUUUGGAAGGAAGGACAUAUUCACCAAAUGCUGUUAAUAUUGCAAACGUUAUUGAGGCAGCAAGCCAAGUUGCUGGUUGUGGAUAUGAAUAUGGCACAGGAUGGGGCAAACAGGUNGGUUGGAUAUAUGGAUCAGUAACAGAGGACGUGCUUACUGGACUGACAAUCCAUGAAAGAGGUUGGAGAUCAGAAUGGUGUACACCAAACCCAGUUGCCUUCACGGGCUUUGCUCCAGGAGGUGGCCCAACUGCAAUGGUCCAACAGAAGANAUGGGCCACAGGGUUUCUGGAAAUCUUUGUAAGCAAGCACUGUCCUAUUAUUGGCACCCUUUUUCAUAAGCUUACUUUGAGGCAGUGCAUAGCAUAUAUGUGGAUUCUCAACUGCGGGCUGCGAGCAGUGUUUGAAGUAUGCUAUGCAUGUCUUCUUGCACACUGCAUCAUCACCAACUCCAAUUUAUUGCCACAGGACCUUGGCAUAUUUAUUCCAGUUGCUUCUAUAGUAAUUUACAAGGUAUACACUGUAUCAGAAUAUUUAGCAGAAGGGUUAUCAAUAAAAGCAUGGUGGAAUAAUCAAAGGAUGUCAAUAAUNACACCCAUGAAUGCUGGUUUCUGUGCUUUUCUCAGCGUCCUACUUAAGANUUUAAGAAUGUCUGAAACUGUAUUCGACAUAACAAAGAAAGAUUUACCCCCAACAACUGAUGUNGUAGAUGACAAGGAUGCUGGCAGGUACACCUUCGACGAAUCCCUAGUUUUCUUGCCAGGCACUACCAUUUUGCUGUUGCAUUUGUCAGCAAUAACUAUCAAGUUAUUAGGAAUGCAACCAGUGGUGCCAAUUCAAAGCAAGAACGAGUGUGGAAUUGGUGAGAUUUUUUGCAGUGUUUAUUUGAUUAUUUGUUAUUGGCCAUUUCUNAGGGGAUUAUUUGAGACAGGAAAAUAUAGGAUUCCCUUGUCUACAAUAUACAAAUCGAUUGUCUUAACAUGUCUCUUUGUACACCUUUCUAGAAAAACUGUUCCUGCUUGAUCAGGUUUAGAAACU